UAUUCUAAUAUAUUUAUCUCGUUGGCCUCAUUCCUGGAAAUUCAAUACUCCUGGAAAUAUAAAUUAACAAUUAGUAUUAUUAUCACUCGACGGUUCAGUGAAUUUGGUAUCAUGUUACCAUGUAAGGAUUCUCCUUAUGAUGCGUCUGUGUGUACCGCUUGUAUAGUACACUUGAGACACCAGAUAGAACUGUGUAGUGUGGAACGUGCAAAAAAGAACGCCAAUCGUACGACCUUGACCGGAGCCUGCGUGUGUAGCGGCCAGAAGAAGAAGGAAACCAUUGGAGCCCUUGAAAGGAGAAUUGGAAAGUAUGCCGGCAAAAUUCAUGCGAGCGACCUUGACUACAUUUUUCCCCUUGACUUCUUGGAUACUCCGUGCUUUCCGUCUGAAUCUAUUGGUGGUGGCGAAAAAUGGCCGCCCUCAGCGACUACAUUGUAG
Messenger RNA from Cotesia congregata, 438 nucleotides. The record is from the annotation of a GenBank genome assembly. NCBI's taxonomy places the organism in Eukaryota, Metazoa, Arthropoda, Insecta, Hymenoptera, Braconidae.